Molecule: messenger RNA, 5074 nt
Organism: Spea bombifrons (plains spadefoot toad)
Lineage: Eukaryota; Metazoa; Chordata; Amphibia; Anura; Pelobatidae
Gene: SMARCC2
Product: SWI/SNF related, matrix associated, actin dependent regulator of chromatin subfamily c member 2
Exons: 28
Coding region: 20-3520 (1166 amino acids)
Biological process (GO): positive regulation of DNA-templated transcription
Cellular component (GO): SWI/SNF complex; nBAF complex; npBAF complex
Molecular function (GO): nucleosomal DNA binding; histone binding
Source: RefSeq, a predicted model, not a curated record
CCGGGCAUACUGGCAGAAGAUGGCGGUGCGGAAGAAGGACGGCGGCCCGAAUGUGAAAUUUUACGAGUCCUCCGACACUAUUUCUCAGUUCGACAAUGUGCGGCUGUGGCUGGGAAAGAACUACAAGAAGUACAUCCAAGCAGAACCUCCAACCAACAAGUCGUUGUCCAGCCUGGUGGUGCAGUUGCUGCAGUUCCAAGAGGAGGUGUUCGGGAAGCAUGUCAGCAAUGCGCCUCUCACUAAAUUGCCUAUGAAAUGCUUUUUGGACUUCAAGGUUGGAGGGGCUUUGUGCCACAUCCUCGCUGCUGCCUAUAAAUUCAAGAGUGACCAGGGAUGGCGCAGGUUUGAUUUCCAGAAUCCUUCUCGAAUGGACCGGAAUGUAGAAAUGUUCAUGAACAUUGAAAAGUCUCUUGUACAAAAUAAUUGCUUAUCAAGACCAAACAUAUACCUGCAUCCAGAAAUCGACACAAAACUCCAGAGCAAGCUGAAAGACAUAGUGAAGCGACAUCAGGGUACAUUGACAGAAGAUAAAAGCCAUGCCUCCCACGUGGUUGUUCCAGUUCCUAGCAACUUGGAAGAAGAGGAGUGGGUGCGACCUAUAAUGAAGAGAGACAAGCAGGUUCUCCUCCACUGGGGUUAUUAUCCAGACAGUUAUGACACAUGGAUUCCUGCCAGUGAGGUUGAAGCUGCUGUGGAAGAUGCUCCCACGCCUGAGAAACCACGCAAGGUUCAUGCCAAGUGGAUUUUGGAUACUGACUCAUUUAAUGAGUGGAUGAAUGAGGAAGACUAUGAGGUGAAUGAUGAGAGAAGCCCACUAGCUCGCCGUAAAAAAAUUUCUGCAAAGACCUUGACUGAUGAGGUAAGCAGUCCUGACUCAGACCGCCGGGACAAGAAAGGACCCAAUUACAAGAAGAGAAAACGUUCGCCCUCUCCUCCCCCAAGUGUGGAGGCAAAAAAGAAGAACAUCAAAAAAGGACCUUCUACUCCAUAUACCAAAUCUAAGAGAGGUCAUAGAGAAGAGGAGCAAGAAGAUUUGACCAAGGACAUGGAUGAGCCUUCUCCCGUGCCUAAUGUAGAAGAAGUUACACUUCCGAAAACAGUCAACACCAAGAAAGAUUCUGAGUCUGCACCGGUGAAAGGAGGGACGGUGACAGAUUUAGAUGAACAGGAGGAUGAGAGUAUGGAGGCUGUGACCAAGGAGGAGGAUGACAAUUCCUCAGGGAACAAAAGUGAACAAAUUAAGACAUCGGACCUUCACGAGGACAACGUGACAGAACAAACUCAUCAUAUUAUCAUCCCCAGCUAUGCUGCUUGGUUUGAUUAUAAUAGUGUACAUGCUAUCGAGCGGCGGGCCCUUCCAGAAUUUUUCAACGGCAAGAACAAAUCAAAAACACCAGAGAUUUACCUGGCAUAUCGAAACUUCAUGAUUGAUACUUACCGCCUGAACCCCCAGGAAUACCUCACCUCCACGGCCUGUCGUCGCAACUUGGCAGGAGAUGUCUGUGCAAUCAUGAGGGUUCACGCCUUCCUAGAACAGUGGGGUCUCAUUAACUACCAAGUGGAUGCAGAGUCCCGUCCGACUCCUAUGGGGCCACCACCUACAUCACAUUUCCAUGUCUUAGCUGAUACCCCUUCAGGACUGGUUCCUUUGCAGCCCAAAACACCACAGACCUCCGCAUCUCAACAAAUGCUGAAUUUCCCUGAUAAGGGUAAAGAGAAGCCAGGCGAUUUACAAAAUUUUGGCUUGCGGACAGAUAUGUACAGCAAGAAGAACACGACAUCCAAAAGUAAAGCUGCAGCAAGUGCCACCCGGGAAUGGACGGAGCAGGAGACGCUACUGCUGCUUGAGGCACUGGAAAUGUACAAGGAUGACUGGAACAAGGUGUCUGAACACGUGGGAAGCCGCACUCAGGACGAGUGCAUCUUGCAUUUCCUGCGGCUGCCAAUUGAGGAUCCCUAUCUUGAGGACUCUGAGGCCUCAUUGGGACCUUUGGCUUAUCAGCCCAUACCCUUCAGCCAAUCAGGAAAUCCCGUGAUGAGCACGGUAGCUUUCCUCGCAUCGGUGGUGGAUCCCAGAGUGGCAUCUGCAGCAGCUAAAUCUGCGCUGGAGGAAUUUUCCAAGAUGAAGGAAGAAGUUCCCACAGCAUUGGUGGAAGCUCAUGUGCGGAAAGUGGAAGAUGCAGCGAAAAUGACUGGGAAAGCAGAUCCCAACUUUGGGCUGGAGAGCAGCGGCAUUGCAGGAACCGCAUGCGAAGAAAAUGAGAGGAUAGAGGAAAGCAGCACAGAAGAGCCCCCUUCAGAAGUACAGAGCACGGAAGAGAAGAAAGAGCCUAAGGACUCACCCAGUGAACCCAUCCCUGAAGAAGAGACAAAGGAGCGAACAAGUGAAGUAGUAAAGAAGGAAGACGAGAAAAGCAAAGAAGCCGAUACAGACAAAGAGUCAGAGAAAAGCGAUGUUGAUAUGGCUGAUGGAGAGAAGGAACAAGAUAUUAAAGAAGGAUCUGAGGAGACUGAUAAGGAGGAAGGCGAUGGAAAGAACAAGGUGGAGAGAGAUAUUGGAGAAGGCAAUCUUUCUACGGCUGCUGCCGCUGCUCUGGCAGCUGCUGCUGUAAAGGCUAAACACCUGGCUGCUGUGGAGGAGCGUAAGAUAAAGUCACUUGUAGCUCUUCUGGUGGAAACACAGAUGAAGAAGCUUGAAAUCAAACUGAGGCAUUUUGAGGAGCUGGAGACCAUCAUGGACAGAGAGAGGGAAGCACUGGAGUACCAGCGACAGCAGCUGCUGGCAGACAGACAGAACUUCCACAUGGAGCAGAUGAAGUAUGCCGAGCUUAGAGCCCGUCAGCAACACUUCCAGCACAUUCAAAAUCAACACCAGCAGCAGCACCAGCCCCCUCCCGGGGGUCAGCCUGUACCACCCUCUGCCCAUUCCAUCUCUGUGCCACAGCCAUCGCUUACGCCAGCUUCUGUAAAUGCUGCCAGCAGUGCAGAGGGUCUAGGUCAACCCGCGGCACCGUCAGGGCAGCCACCAGUAGCCACUCAACAGCCGGGAGCGCUGCAGCCCAGCCCCGCGCAUGGUUCAGGUGCAUAUGCAGGACAACCGCCUCCUAACCCAUUGAUCCCAUCAGCAGUACCGGUUCCCGCCCAGCCACCGGUGCCUGGUAAUCAGCACCCCAGCAUGCCUCAGCCAGUUCCGUUUAAUUUGGGGGGUGACUUAGCAGAGUCCACUCAUCAAAACCCGCCAACUAACCCAUACACCACUCAGCAACCCAUGCAUGGCACCUUUCCCCCUGCAGCAUGUCGGGUGAGCGGGGCACCUCCACCCUCACAUAACCCCGCCAUUACCGUAUCCUCAGCACCACCUAACUUGCCGUCCACCCUGAGUUCAGCUGCCUCUCACAGCCCCGCCAUCGUAGCCGCAGUGCAGGGAGGGGCGUCCAUCACCACCAGUCCUGCGCCAGAUCCUGGGACACCAUUGCCAUCAGAACCUGUUGGAAACACAGUAACCCCUGGCCAACCAUAAACAUGGAAUGUUUCUAAUUGGGGCGGCUGCAGUAAACAAAAAAGUGGAUACAUUUCACUGAAGUCCCGUUGGCCAUUUCUAUCUGGCCAAACCUGUUUUCUAUCCCCAACAUUAUCCACAAGCCGAAUAUACUUGUAUACAUACAGUACUACCGGGGGGGAGUCAAGCUCCCCAGAAGUCACAAACACCCUUCAUUUUAUAAAUGUAUUCAGACCUACACCAUAAAGUUUUUUCAUUCAGGUGUGAAAUGAGAAGGGAAGCUUUGCUGAAGCGCUCCAGCGAUGUCACAGAAGAAGAACUCCGGACCGUGUGUAUCCGCAGUAACUCAAGUGUGGGGCUAGCAGGUUAUUGGUGGCGAUCUAUGGACUUGUAUCAAGUGACUGUGGUUUGGUUUGACUUUCCCAGCUAUCUGCUGAUGAGAAGACACACAAACCGCACAACAGCAUUCUGGUGUCCCUCCUGCCCUGCAGUUUAUUGGCCCCAGAGCCCGUGACAACUGAAAUCUGUAUGUUUUGUUAAGAUUUCUGCUUGGUGUUAAAGCAUUUUAACAGUACAUCUGUCAGAUUUACAACAAAUUCCAACAACCUCUAAGUUCACAGUCGACAAAACAACACAAUUGGUAUUUAAAAUGUUGGUGUGUUGUGCACUCUAUCAAAGAUGAUUCAGAAUUGUUAUUUCUAGGUGCUUUUUAACGUCCAUUGCCAUUUGGGUUUUUGGAACUACUUUCACCUCCCGAACCGUGCGCACACCAGCAGGUCCCUUGUAUUAUAACUGUGGGCUGUGCAUGUCCCUGUGGUUACUUGAUAGCGGGUGAGAAUGAGUGCACAGGAGGUAUUCAGCCUCUGCAGGAGAUCAACCGGGGGAUCUUAGUCUCACUCUAUAGUAUGCUAUUUGACCCAGUAGUAUGUUUUUUUUGCUUUUAUCUAUAUAACAUUUUUUAAAAUCAUUGUAUUUUAAAUAUUUUAAGGUGAGAAUGGGAGAUUGGAUGUUGAGAGUGCACUUUAUAGAAAGGAGGCUGGGUAAAAUUCUUCAAUGCAGGUUCUCUUAAAGGGGGAGUAUACUUUAUUAUAAAAAGAUAUAUAAAUAUGUGUAUAUAAAACGUUUUGCAAGGUUCUUUCUUCUAGAAAACAAAACGAUUAUAGUUAGGCUUUGCCUAUCAAUUCGAAACAACUCAUUCUAGAAAUAAUGGGGCACUGAUAACCUCUGUAUGCGUGCCGGUGGUGCUGUAAGCUACUGCUGAGGCUGAUUCAAUAAGGAAUCUCCAAACAAUACUUUAUCCUCUUGUUUUGUCUAUCGGGAAGAUCAUUACAAAAUGUAUUUCUUUGAGAAGAACAUCCCCAGACUAUAGCUGGGGGAGAAGUUUAGGAGUGUAUCUCUUUGGCUAUGUCUAUAAGGGGAUUAUUUCUGCAUAUAGAGGUCAACCUCCUUGGGACUACCACCUGGCUAUGCUGACUCCUGUCUGCCUGUUUAUGUUACUUGUACCUUAUCCUGUGUCUGUGCAUCUUACAUUUCCCCAAACAUUGGGGUAUUAAAAACUUUAAAUUUAACAUCUUU